This is a messenger RNA of Serendipita indica DSM 11827, 870 nucleotides long. The record is from the annotation of a GenBank genome assembly. NCBI's taxonomy places the organism in Eukaryota, Fungi, Basidiomycota, Agaricomycetes, Sebacinales, Serendipitaceae.
AUGGCUUAUCACGAAAUUGCAGCCCAAGAAUCAUGGUUCGAUGGCGAGCACGUCUACGUGGAUAUCAAUAGCCUAUUCGAGGCUCUUCCGCCGACAGAAACCCUUGUCUUGACGAAUAUCGCCUUCGAAUCCGAGACUUGGCGACCAUACAGCUCGGCAUUGAAAGGACUUGAAUCCCUCACUCUCACGGCUCCUGCGUCUUCGUCAAUUGGACUCUGGCAUUUGCUCAGUGAAUGUGCUGGGCUCAAAUGUCUUCGCCUACAGGGAGACAUUGAAGUAACAGACGCUCCGCUUCCUUUCGACACUGCUCUAGAAACCAUUCAGAUACUUCAAGUUGAGAGCCUGAUAGAUUUCUGCAAGGAACAAAAUCCUCCUACAUUUCCCAACCUCAGGGAACUGACCAUAAUCGAUUUUGACAAUGGCCCAUACAUCCAUCAAUUCUUGUCAGUCAACUCGACAAUCGAGCGAUUCAGUGUCUGGUCACCGAUCACAUAUAACUUCGACUUCCUCUCUCGAUCCCUACCGCACCUCCGCAAGGCACUCCUCUGCGACAUCAAUUUAUCAACCCUCUAUGCCGCCUCCUCGGGUACGGAGUGGAAUCUCAAGCAACUGCAGGAACUCAUUGUCUACUUCUUUGACCAGACUCUGGACCCUGAAGAGGUUGAACGAGUCAUUCAGAAUCGCAUGCUGCGCAUGUCGUUGUCAGACUCAGUAGUGUCACUCAGAGAAUUCCGCUUGAGGCUUCCUCUGACUAUGGUGGAUGUAGUAAACACCCCUCGGUGGCAGAAUAGCCGACUUCUUGUAUGCGCGGAUGUUGAGACUCGCGGAGAAUUUGUCCAGUACAUUUGGAAAAUUGACAGGUUACAGUGA